Aspergillus oryzae RIB40 is the source of this 684-nucleotide messenger RNA. Its product is annotated as cell wall mannoprotein 1 family protein. NCBI's taxonomy places the organism in Eukaryota, Fungi, Ascomycota, Eurotiomycetes, Eurotiales, Aspergillaceae. The coding region runs from base 1 to 684 and encodes 227 amino acids. The transcript has 2 exons. The record is from RefSeq and is a predicted model, not a curated record. Gene Ontology annotation, cellular component: extracellular region.
AUGGAGAAGGGGGGUUCUGUCUUCUCAUCCAGGGUUUGGGGUAUAAAAAGGGGUUCGAAUUCCCGCUUUUUUUUUGGAUCUCGAGAAGCAAGAAUCAUUCUUUCAAACACACAAUCAGCCCGAAGAAACCUUACUUGCAUUCAAUUUGACCUGAACACAAUGCUUGCCAAACACGUCCUUGCUGUCCUUCUGUCUGUUGGCGCUUCCGCCAUUCCUUUCGACAAGCGAGAUGCAUCCGCUGUCCUCGCUGAUUUUAACACACUCUCAACCGACCUGUCGGCUCUCGGCUCUGCUAUUUCGAGCUUCGAUGGAACGCUCAAUGGUGCCUUGGGCGUCCAGCAGAAGGAAGGCCAAGUAGAGACGGCGUUGAAGCAAACCGUCAGCGAUGUGAAAGCGUCUACUGCGUUCAGUGCUGCUGACAGCACAAGCGUGACCAAUGCUGUGACUGGUCUGGAGCCUAGCAUUGUGAACGUUCUCAACGAUCUCGUUUCCAAGAAAUCCGGUUUUGACUCUGUUGGCGUUACCAGCAUUGUCGUAUCGGAUCUCAACUCCCUCCAUGAUCUUACUGGCCAGCUGUCAACUGAGCUCCAGUCGAAGGUCACUUCGGGUGACGCAUCCACUAUUUCUGAUGAGGCUGCGCGACUUGAUGCGGAAUACAAGAAGGCCAUCGCUGCCUAUUCCUAG